Rhineura floridana is the source of this 981-nucleotide messenger RNA. RefSeq names its product CD82 antigen-like. The transcript has a single exon. Lineage: Eukaryota; Metazoa; Chordata; Lepidosauria; Squamata; Rhineuridae. The record is from RefSeq and is a predicted model, not a curated record. Gene Ontology annotation, cellular component: membrane. The coding region runs from base 143 to 907 and encodes 254 amino acids.
UCAUCUACACCUGGAGACUGUUCAGCUGUUCCACUGGGGGGGGAGGGUGUAUGUAUGCCUGUGUGCAGCAGUUCUGUCGGUUAUUUUUUUUAAAACUGGGGGUUCCAAGUUCUGAAGCAGAAGCAGACGUCUCCGUAAAAAGAUGAAGCAGCACUGGCGGAAAGCCACCACGUACUCCCUCUUCUUCUUCAACCACCUUUUCUUUGUCUUGGGCGCCAUGAUCCUGGGCAGCGGCAUAUGGAUUCUGGCCGACAAAAAGAACUUAAUUUCAAUCCAGCAGAUCUCGCUGUCCUCCUUCCGGUCCGGGCCCUAUGUCCUCAUCAGCGUCGGGGCCAUCACAAUGGUGAUGGGGCUCCUGGGCUGCAUCGGGGCAUUCAGUGGGAUCCGGUGCUUCUUGGGACUGUACUUCACCGGCCUGCUGCUCCUUCUCACAGCCCAGAUAGUCGCCGGCAUGCUCAUCUACGUCCGCGCAAACAAACUCAAGGAAGAAGCGUCCACGUACGUCAUCCACCUCAUCCAGAAUUACGACCUGAGGCACGAAAGCAACAGGACCGCGAUGAUUGCCUGGGACUCUUUCCAGACCCAGAUGUCUUGCUGUGGCUGGACUGGGCCGGAAAACUGGAAAAACAACACCUUCCUCCAGGACAGCAAGUGGACGUCCUACCCUUGCUCUUGUGGCGUUAACGCAACUGGCUCCCCGAAAGACAUGGGCUUCUGCUCAUUGGCCGCUUCUUCCAACAACACGUUUGACGACUGGCCGGUGAGGAAGAAGGGCUGUGCGGCAGCCAUGCAGAACUGGCUGCAUGAGAACUAUCACGCCAUCCUUGGCGUCUGUGCAGGGGUCAGCCUCACCGAGCUGUUGGCAAUGGGGCUCUCCAUUUGCCUCUGCAAGAACAAAAUACACUGAGGGGUGGGGCCCAGUGGCAAGAGAAGCCGGCCCUGGCAGGCGCCACCCCGGAGCAAGUGGAACAUUUCCUUCCU